Egretta garzetta (little egret) is the source of this 2301-nucleotide messenger RNA. RefSeq names its product endoplasmic reticulum protein 44 (gene ERP44). The record is from RefSeq and is a predicted model, not a curated record. Lineage: Eukaryota; Metazoa; Chordata; Aves; Pelecaniformes; Ardeidae. The transcript has 12 exons. Bases 310 to 1344 code for a protein of 344 amino acids.
CGGAGCUGGGAAAAGUUCCUGAGCCGUCUUGCACAGUCGUUGCAUUUGUCUUUACAUGUCAGACUACAGCGUUUUUUUUUUAGGUUGACAUCACAUGCAAGACCUAAGCCACCUUCCGGCUUUGCACACACAGAAACUCCAUGACUGAUUUGUGUAUUUUGUGGAGAUAAGCUCUCUGUGGUGUCUUGGCUUUUUAAUCCAACAAGAAGUGAAAUAACAAGUCUAGAUAGCGGAAAUAUAGAUGACAUUUUAAACAAUGCAGAUGUUGCUUUAGUUAAUUUUUAUGCUGAUUGGUGCCGCUUCAGCCAAAUGCUGCAUCCUAUUUUUGAGGAAGCUUCUAACGUAAUUAAGGAAGAAUAUCCAGAUAAGAAUCAAGUGGUGUUUGCUAGAGUAGACUGUGAUCAGCAUUCGGACAUAGCUCAGAGAUACAGGAUAAGCAAAUAUCCAACUCUGAAACUCUUCCGGAAUGGAAUGAUGAUGAAGAGAGAAUACAGGGGCCAGAGAUCUGUGACAGCAAUAGCAGAUUAUAUCAGGCAGCAGAAGAGUAACCCUAUUCGGGAGGUCCAGGACUUGGAAGAAAUUAGUUCUCUUGAUCGCAGCAGAAGAAAUAUUGUUGGAUACUUUGAGCAAAAGGACUCUGACAAUUACAGAACCUUUGAAAGAGUAGCGAAUAUUUUGCAUGAUGAUUGUGUAUUCCUGUCUGCCUUUGGGGCUAUUUCAAAAGCAGAGAGAUUUAGCGGAGACAAUGUAAUCUACAAGCCACCAGGGGAAAAUGCUCCAGAUAUGGUAUAUUUAGGCUCGCUAACCAAUUUUGAUUUGAUUUAUGCAUGGACACAAGAUAAAUGUGUACCGCUAGUUCGAGAAAUUACAUUUGAAAAUGGGGAGGAACUGACAGAAGAAGGCCUUCCUUUUCUCAUACUUUUCCACAUGAAAGAUGACUUGGAGAGUUUAGAGAAAUUCCAACAGGAGGUUGCACGGCAGUUAAUAAGUGAAAAAGGUACAAUAAACUUCCUCCAUGCUGACUGUGAUAAAUUCAGGCACCCACUCCUCCAUAUUCAGAAGACUCCAGCAGACUGCCCUGUUAUUGCCAUUGAUAGCUUUAGGCACAUGUAUGUGUUUCCAGACUUCAGUGACUUGUCAGUUCCAGGUAAACUGAAGCAAUUUGUACUAGACUUGCAUUCUGGAAAAUUGCAUAGAGAGUUUCAUCAUGGCCCUGAUCCAACUGAUGUAGCACCUGGUCAGCCAAUUCAGGAUUUAGCAAGCAGCCCACCAGAGAGCUCAUUCCAGAAACUGGCACCCAGUGAACAUAGGUACACCUUAUUGAGGGAAAAAGAUGAACUUUAAAAACUUGAAAUACUCUUGCAAGCCUUUCAGACAGCAGCAUUGACUUCUGUGUGGUGGAAAUAGUAAACCUAUAUUUUCAUAAUUCUAUGUGUAUUUUUAUUUUGAAUAAACUGAAAAAUAAUUUUUUUUCUCCCCAGGCUUGUAAAUACAUUUGUUUGGUGGGUCAUUCUGUACAGCAUCUUUCCAACGUACGUUCCUAAUGCUAUAGUAAAAUAUCAGAGACCCAUCCAGACUCUUGAGCUAACUCUGUUCUGUAAAACUUUUAUAAUCCAAAUGAAGGUAUCCUUGCCAGAGACAUGCUGUUAACUUGCACUAUCCCAUUAAAUAGGACUUUUGGGUUGUUUUCUGUGUAACCUUGGUAGUAUGUGCUUUUUCUUCUUCUUCAUGUGAACAGCUAUCCUGGUCAUCUAUUUCUUUGUCACAUUUUUCUUCAACUUAAGAGGGUCUUCUAUUCUGGAUACUUGGGAGGGGAAUAAAUUAAAGUUUUACAGAAUCUCGUGUGGCGCUUUACUGGGUGUAAAUGUCGAAGCGAUUAAACAAUUCUGGCUAUUAAAAUACCAAGCGAGGAAAGGAAAAGUUUUAACGAUAAUGGUUGUACUUUGAAUGAAAGGGCUGUAUUGACCAGGUCUGAUUUCCUUGAAUUAUUGUUAUAUGAUCCACAUGGUUGUGUUAAAGGAACAUGAAUGUUGGAAACCCUUCAAAGCAGGAGAGGAGUAAGGGUGGACUGACAUCUUAGCUUUGUCAGUCUUAAAUUAUUCUCUGUAUGCAUGUGUUACAAUUAGUCUUUUUUUUUUUUCCCUUCCUUUUUUCUGUGGGUCCCUGCCUUCCUGGCAGGUGCUUACUUUCCAAACAACCAUUGCAAAUUUUCUUUUCCUCUUUUUCCCUGGCUUGUGCCUUAUUUAUUGCAUAUUAUUUGAAUUCUGUUCUGAAGAAUGAAUUACCACUUUCCUUGUGGGC